AAACCGUGAUCCAAAUCUCAUUGUCGACGGUAUCCCAGAGACUGAUCAAAAUGCCUACCCCAUCUGUUCAAACGGCUGAGAAGGAACACCCCGCCGCCACUGCCGGUCUUGCCAUACCCACAUAUGAUACCACACGCGUCUCUUAUUCGACCCCGCCAGCCAUGAAAAGCCUCACAGCUACCCAAGACACCAAUUACCACUCGUGAACCACCGACGCGCCCCAUGCUUGGCCAACAUGUAUCUGAAACAGGUGAACGCCAAAGAAAAAGAAAAUAACGCUCAAAAGGCAUGUUUGCAGAUGAUCUAGAGCGUAAAAGUUCAGUUAAGGGUGUGGGCGAAUGAACAAACGAGGAGGUAUAAGAGUGCAAUGGGGGAGCAAUCAGCUCGACUGGCCAUUCCUUUUGUGGAGUACGAUACCGAUUGAUCAAAAAUUCGUCGAAGCAUUCCCACGUCUACGAAUGAGAUGCAAGAAGAGGAGGAUGGAUGGUCCAGGCAAAUGAACAUGGUCAGCUUUCCCUGCCAAAGACAAUCAACACUGGUCUAUACUUCACUGGUACCAACGAAUAUCCACCACAUCUGAUAAUAUGGAAGAGGGAGAUGCAUUGUCUGGCUGGAGCAACCAUGUUAGGUACGUACGUCUUGUCGUAAGUAAACUAAGUUGAAAGCAAAGGUCGGCCUACUUACCGUCGUCAACCC
This is a messenger RNA of Bipolaris maydis ATCC 48331, 696 nucleotides long. Lineage: Eukaryota; Fungi; Ascomycota; Dothideomycetes; Pleosporales; Pleosporaceae. The record is from RefSeq and is a predicted model, not a curated record.